CGCACCUUCAGGUCCGAGUCCUCCGCGACCUGGGAAGUGCGCUGUCUCCGUGGGCCCGGCUGCUGACCUGGAAAACAACGAGGGCAGAAGCUCCAGCAGGAGAAGAAGAAGAAGAAGCUGUGCUCCUGGAACUGGAUGAAACUACCAUCUUUAUUAUUCCUGAUACUUUCCUGUGAGUGAAAAGUGAAGAGUGAGCUAUGAGCACAUUCCUGAGGAGCUGGAUCUGGAUGCUUUUCUUGUCUCCUAACCUGAGAUGUGACGCUGAUCCAGGUCCUGAUACAGAUGGUCUGGCUGAAGCUCAAAGUGGUGCUGCACCUACAGCUGAAGGUUAUUUCCUGGAGUUCCAGGGGCCAGUCAACAACAUCACCCACUUCCAGGGCCAGACAGCCACGCUGCACUGCAGAGUGACGGGAAACCCUCGACCCUCCAUCCGCUGGCUGAAGAACGAUGCCCCUGUGGUCCAGGAGCAGGGACGCAUAACCAUCCGCAAGACGGAAGCGGGGUCAAAGCUCCGCAUCCAGGACCUGGACACCACAGACACUGGCUACUAUCAGUGUGUCGCCUCCAACUCGCUCAAGGUCAUCUCUGCCACAGGCGUCCUGUAUGUUAAACUAGGACAGGUGCCCACACAUGGCCCAGAUCAACCGUCACGUGAGAAAGGUUUCUGCCAGCCGUACCGAGGCAUCGCCUGCGCUCGCUUCAUCGGCAACCAGAGCAUCUACGUGGAGUCGCUGCAGAUGCAGGGGGAGAGUGAAAACCGCAUCACAGCUGCUUUCACCAUGAUUGGCACCUCCACCCAUCUGUCAGAUCAGUGCUCCAGGUUUGCCAUCCCGUCCUUCUGCUACUACGUCUUCCCUCUCUGUGACGAGGGCUCUAGGGGCCCUCGUCAGCGUCAGCUUUGUCGAGACGAGUGCGAGGCCCUGGAGAACGACCUGUGCCACGCCGAGUACACCAUCGCCCGCACCAAUCCCAUGAUCCUCAUGCAGCUGAAGCUCCCCAGCUGCCACCUACUGCCACGGCCCGGCACACCUGAUGCUGCUUCCUGUAUGAGGAUAGGAGUGCCACAGGAAAAACUAGGUCCAUAUUCCCCCACAGAUGACAUCUGCUACAAUGGAAGUGGGGCUGACUACAGGGGCACAGUCAGCAUCACGAAAUCCGGUCACCACUGCCAGAGGUGGAGCACUCAGCACCCUCACGCUCACCAUCUGUCCCAGGAUUACCCCGAGCUCUGGUCAAGUCACAACUUCUGUCGCAACCCAGGAGGCCAGAUGCAGGCGCCUUGGUGUUUUACCCAGGACCCUCAGGUCAGGGUGGACCUGUGUGACAUCCAGCCCUGCAGGCCUCCAGACAACCCCAGGAAGGAGAUCCUGUUCAUUCUAAUCCCUGCCAUCGCCAUCCCGCUGGUCAUCGCUUGCCUCUUCUUCCUGGUGUGUAUGUGUCGCAAUAAGCAAAAGGCUUCGACUGACACACCACCUCACUGCCAGCUCAGCAGCUCACCCAGCCAGGACAUGGAGCUGUCUCUGCUCAGUCAGCAGAAACACCAGGGGAAGCUGCGGGAGAUCAACAUGUCGGCGGUACGCUUCAUGGAGGAGCUUGGUGAGGAUCGUUUUGGCAAGGUUUACAAGGGCCACCUGUACGGCACCACACCUGGUGAGCAGAGCCAGGUGGUAGCCAUCAAGACUUUAAAAGACAAGGUCGACACCGCUCUCUGUGAGGAGUUCCGCCAUGAAGCCAUGCUCCGCUUCCACUUACAGCACCAGAACAUAGUUUGUCUGCUGGGUGUGGUCACCAAAGAGCAGCCAAUGAGCAUGAUAUUCACCUACUCCAGCCUGGGUGACCUGCACGAGUAUCUGGUGAUGCGCUCCCCCAACUCAGAUGUGGGCAGCUCAGAUGAUGACAAGACAGUCAAGUCCACUCUGGAGCAGGCUGACUUUCUUCAUGUCAUCACCCAGAUCGCUGCUGGAAUGGAGUACCUCUCCAGCCAGCAAGUCGUUCACAAAGACCUCGCUGCCCGGAACAUUCUAGUCUUUGACAAACUCAGUAUCAAGAUCCUGGAUCUGGGCCUGUUCAGAGACGUCUACUCUGCUGAUUACUACAAUCUCAUGGGCACAAGCUCUUUCCCCAUUCGCUGGAUGUCCCCAGAAGCAAUAAUGUACGGCAAGUUCUCCACAGAAUCCGACAUCUGGUCAUAUGGUGUGCUGCUGUGGGAGACUUUCAGUUAUGGGCUGCAGCCAUAUUGUGGCUACUCUAACCAGGACGUGAUCGAGAUGGUCCACAGCCACCAGCUGCUGUCCUGUCCAGACGACUGCCCGGCCUGGAUCUACACCCUCAUGCUGGAGUGUUGGAGUGAAUUCCCAGCAAGAAGGCCUCGCUUCAAGGACAUCCACACACGUCUGCGCUCCUGGGAGAGUCUGUCCAACUGUAACAGCUCUGCUCAGACGUCCGGCACCAGCAACACAACCCAGACCAGUUCUCUCAGCACCAGCCCUGUGAGCAACAUCAGCAUGAGCACAGCGAACGCAUCACGCUACACCAGCCCUAAAAAGAGCCUGCCUUUCCAUCCGCCCCAGUUCAUGGCCAUGAAGGGUCAAAUGCAUCGGCCCAUGGUUCCCCCACAGCUCUACAUCCCCGUCAACGGGUAUCACCCCAUGUCACCUUACCCCUACCUGCAGAACUUUUACCCCAUGCAAAUACCCAUGGCCAUGCCCCACCAGCAGAUGCACCACCCACCACAAAUGGUUACCAAAGCUAGUUCUCACCAUAGUGGCAGUGGAUCCACAUCUACAGAUUAUGUCACCUCUGCUCCUUCCAGUGCCUCUGUCACAGAGCGAGCAGCUUUACUAAGUGAGAACUCCAAGACCAAUGAUGAGGACUUAGCCGACGGGGCAUCCCAGAAAGAGCUGGACCAGAAUGAGGACUUGUCAGUGCCUGAAACAGAAUUGUUAGGUGACAAUGACCCUCCGCAGACUGAUGAACUGGCGGUCAACCUGUCAGACACAUAAGUGUGUUGCUGUCUGACGGACAGCAGAGCUGAAAUAUUCUGUGAGCUGUGCUUGCUUGCCAAAAAUUCAGUGAGCAGCAUAAAGUAAAAGUGACUGAAUGUUUUCUAUGAGUUUUUUAGCUAUUACUGACACAUUUGAAUGUCAAGUGUGUCUCAUGUUUGUACCUCUCACACGCCUGUGUCUUGCCCCCAAUACCCACCCCCCCACUUCAGAUGACAUGCACCUCUUUACAGGCACCACAGCCUACCAGAAGGAAUUACUAGUUCAGCAGAAAGCGAGGCUACGUCCACACUACUACUACGUUUCCUCCUGCCGUCCACACCGCUCCAAAUUUUUCAGCCCCUUAAAACAGAAACUUUCAGAAACUCUGCUGAACCUGUUUUAUUUUGAAAACUCUGGGGUUGUGUUGUAUCUGGACGACAGAA
Molecule: messenger RNA, 3427 nt
Organism: Seriola dumerili (greater amberjack)
Lineage: Eukaryota; Metazoa; Chordata; Actinopteri; Carangiformes; Carangidae
Gene: ror2
Product: receptor tyrosine kinase like orphan receptor 2
Exons: 9
Coding region: 198-3002 (934 amino acids)
Biological process (GO): cell surface receptor protein tyrosine kinase signaling pathway; positive regulation of kinase activity; protein phosphorylation
Cellular component (GO): signaling receptor complex
Molecular function (GO): ATP binding; transmembrane receptor protein tyrosine kinase activity; protein binding
Source: RefSeq, a predicted model, not a curated record